AUGGAAAAAGGUCCAAAAACUUGUGCUGACCUCUUGUAUCAUGCUAAAUUUUUUGAACAAGUGGCGCCAUUUCAACUACAGGAAGAGGCUCAAGCUAUCUAUGUGCCAUCCCAGCGACGAUGGCCAACACAACAACGACCACAACAGCAGAUAAAUUCAGAUACUGCUCAGAGUAAUCCACCACCAGCCGCUCCACAACAGGCAGUUGCUUCUCAACCUGCCGCUCCAGUAUCCAAUGCACACAAACCAUCAAGUAAAGGACAGGUAUUUGAAAAUUCCAAUAAUCGUGGCCCG
Didymodactylos carnosus is the source of this 294-nucleotide messenger RNA. The record is from the annotation of a GenBank genome assembly. Lineage: Eukaryota; Metazoa; Rotifera; Eurotatoria; Philodinida; Philodinidae.